AUGAAUUACAACGACGUUAUACAACCUAUUGUUAUUGAUAAUGGUUCAGGAGUUAUUAAAGCAGGAUUUGCAGGAGAGGACAAUCCUAAAACAAUUUUCCCCAAUUUGGUAGGACGGCCUAAACACAUUAGGGUGAUGGCAGGGAGUAUUGAACGAGUAAAGGAUGAGUACUUAGGGAAGGCGAUCUCGGAACACAGAGGACUCUUAAAGCUUAAUUAUCCUGUAGAACACGGCAUUGUGGAGGAGUGGGCGGACAUGGAGCUUGUUUGGGCAUUUUUGUAUAAGGAAGAAUUGAUGGUCAAGUCAGAAGAACAUCCAGUUCUGCUGACGGAAGCUCCUUUGAAUCCUCACAGAAACAGGGAACAAACCGCUCAACUUUUUUUCGAAACUUUCAACGUUCCUGCUCUUUAUAUAUCCAUUCAGGCCGUACUAAGCCUAUAUGCGAGCGGCCAUACAACCGGAGUUGUCCUUGACAGCGGCGACGGGGUGACCCACAGCGUGCCUGUCUAUGAAGGCUUUGCUAUGCCUCACUCUAUGAAGCGAAUGGAUCUCGCUGGCAGAGAAGUCACUUGCUACUUGCAAAGACUUUUGAGGCGGCAGGGACACUUUUUUGAAACCUCCGCAGAAUUCGAAAUCGUCCGCGAAAUAAAAGAAAAAAUGUGCUUUCUUUCCAGCGAGUCCACUAACGGGAAGAAAGAUUUAGAAAAGGAAGUGUAUUUUCUUCCAGACGGGCGCGCAAUUUCAAUUGGCAAAGCGCGUUAUCAGGCGCCGGAAAUACUCUUCAGGCCUCAGUUGAUUGGCCAGGAGUACGCCGGGGUCCAUCGCACACUAGUCGACUCCGUACUCACGACGGACAUGGACUUCAGGCAAACACUUUUCCAGAACAUCAUUUUGAGUGGAGGAUCGACUCUCUUUGGAGGGUUUGGCAGUCGACUUUUAUCGGAAGUGAGGGCUUUACUGAGCCCGACGGUGAAGAUCCGCAUACUCGCCCCGCAGGACAGGCAAAGGGCUCUUCUCUCUUCUCAGUUCCUCUAA
Zophobas morio is the source of this 1035-nucleotide messenger RNA. Its product is annotated as alpha-centractin-like. The record is from RefSeq and is a predicted model, not a curated record. The transcript has 14 exons. The coding region runs from base 1 to 1035 and encodes 344 amino acids. NCBI's taxonomy places the organism in Eukaryota, Metazoa, Arthropoda, Insecta, Coleoptera, Tenebrionidae.